AUGAAAAUAUUCUCGAGAGUAAAAUUGGUACUUGGUACUGGUACAGGUGGCACCAUGACAGGAAUUGGAAGAAAGAUCGAAGAAAAAUCACCAAACACAAUCGUUGUAGGUGUUGAUCCUGAAGGUUCCAUUUUAGCACUGCCUGAAGAAGAAGAAGAAGGCUUGGAUAGUGCAACUUCAUUAAUUCAAGCAGCCAAAAAUUUGAUGAAUGCAGUUGUAUUGACUGUUAAGGCCUCUUACGUGGCAUCAACGAAAUACCCAAGACAAACUGGAACUGUGGCGUCUCCGAUUGUGGUUUGGAAGAUGAAAGCACCGGAGAAAAAACCUUUGGUAAGACCAGAAAAACCAGAAGAAGUUCGAGCCAAGAUUAGAUUUAGAUUAUCUAAUUUAAUGAAGAAUUCGAAUUUGGAAUAUGAACUACUAGCCAAAUGUGAGUAUUUCAAUCCUGGUGGUUCUGUGAAAGAUCGAAUUGCCCACCGGAUUGUAGAAGAUGCUGAAAAAGCAGGAAUACUGAAACCAGGCGCUACAAUAAUUGAACCCACUUCUGGAAAUACUGGUAUUGGUCUCGCACUUGCAGCUGCUGUUAAAGGGUACCGUUGUGUGAUAGUUAUAUCCGAGAAGAUGUCAAAUGAAAAAGUGGAUGUUCUUAAAGCUCUUGGUGCCGAAGUGGUCAGAACUCCUAUCUCAGCUAGUUCCGAUUCACCUGAAGGACUAUUUGGCGUAACUAACAGACUGAAGAAUGAAAUUCCCAACUCUAUUAUUCUCGACCAAUACAGUAAUCCUGGAAAUCCUUUGGCGUAUUAUGAUACAACUGCUGAGGAAAUAUUGGAUCAAUGUGAUAGUAAAAUCGAUAUGAUUGUACUUGGUACUGGUACAGGUGGCACCAUGACAGGAAUUGGAAGAAAGAUCGAAGAAAAAUCACCAAACACAAUCGUUGUAGGUGUUGAUCCUGAAGGUUCCAUUUUAGCACUGCCUGAAGAAGAAGAAGAAGGCUUGGAUAGUGCAACUUCAUUAAUUCAAGCAGCCAAAAAUUUGAUGAAUGCAGUUGUAUUGACUGUUAAGGCCUCUUACGUGGCAUCAACGAAAUACCCAAGACAAACUGGAACUGUGGCGUCUCCGAUUGUGGUUUGGAAGAUGAAAGCACCGGAGAAAAAACCUUUGGUAAGACCAGAAAAACCAGAAGAAGUUCGAGCCAAGGUGAGAAAAGGCUCACAGAAGAAGGUUCAAAACCCUAUUCAUGCACUGUCAGAGUUUCAGAGUGCAACUGAAUCGAUAUAAUUUCCCAUGAUGAAAAUAUUCUCGAGAGUAGAAAUUGGUACUUGGUACUGGUACAGGUGGCACCAUGACAGGAAUUGGAAGAAAGAUCGAAGAAAAAUCACCAAACACAAUCGUUGUAGGUGUUGAUCCUGAAGGUUCCAUUUUAGCACUGCCUGAAGAAGAAGAAGAAGGCUUGGAUAGUGCAACUUCAUUAAUUCAAGCAGCCAAAAAUUUGAUGAAUGCAGUUGUAUUGACUGUUAAGGCCUCUUACGUGGCAUCAACGAAAUACCCAAGACAAACUGGAACUGUGGCGUCUCCGAUUGUGGUUUGGAAGAUGAAAGCACCGGAGAAAAAACCUUUGGUAAGACCAGAAAAACCAGAAGAAGUUCGAGCCAAGGUGAGAAAAGGCUCACAGAAGAAGGUUCAAAACCCUAUUCAUGCACUG
This is a messenger RNA of Harmonia axyridis, 1702 nucleotides long. Its product is annotated as cystathionine beta-synthase-like. Gene Ontology annotation, molecular function: actin filament binding; cysteine synthase activity; cadherin binding. The record is from RefSeq and is a predicted model, not a curated record. The coding region runs from base 1 to 1278 and encodes 425 amino acids. The transcript has 3 exons. Lineage: Eukaryota; Metazoa; Arthropoda; Insecta; Coleoptera; Coccinellidae. Gene Ontology annotation, biological process: cell adhesion. Gene Ontology annotation, cellular component: cytoplasm.